This is a messenger RNA of Phlebotomus papatasi, 1054 nucleotides long. Its product is annotated as mpv17-like protein. The record is from RefSeq and is a predicted model, not a curated record. NCBI's taxonomy places the organism in Eukaryota, Metazoa, Arthropoda, Insecta, Diptera, Psychodidae. The transcript is spliced from 2 exons. Bases 294 to 899 code for a protein of 201 amino acids. Gene Ontology annotation, cellular component: cytoplasm; membrane.
CAUGACGCAACAAAUUCGUCACAUUUAGUCAGUGAAAUUUGUUCGGCAGUCUUCAUCGAUGCGCUACGCACGUUGGAGCGUCAAAAUUCUCGUGUUCUCAUGCAUUAACUCACCAAAUUGACCAUCCGCCAACGAUUCGGACCAGCAAAUUGUGCCAGUAGUGAACAAAAUUUGCCGUAUGACUGAGAAUUACAUAAAGAAUUCUCACGAAGAAAUAAGCAGAAUUGUGAAAUUUACUAUGAUAUCGUGACCUUCCCUUCAUAGUUUUUGGUAUUGAGUCCGUAGCCGCGAAAAUGAGUGUCUUUUUGAGAAAAUUGAAACUAGUGACGUCACAGUAUCCCAUCCUCCGCGGGAUGAUUGCGUACAGCAUCAUCUGGCCCAUGGGAUCACUCGUUCAGCAGACAAUAGCUGGCAGACGAUGGGAUACUUUCGACUAUAGAAGAUGCCUGAGAUUUUCAAUCUACGGAACAUUCUUUGUAGCUCCAACGCUUUACAUGUGGGUUCGAUUUUCAUCUCGAAUGUGGCCAGCAACGAAUUUACGUUCUGGCAUGAAGAAGGCAUUGAUUGAGCAGGCGACCUAUGGACCUCUGGCCAUGUGCGCCUUCUUCUUCUUCAUGCCCCUGAUGGAGGGUAAAGGUGUACGGGAGGCCAUGGAGGAGACAGCUGAAAAAGUGCCAAAAGCGUGGAAAGUGGCUGUGUGUUUCUGGCCAAUUUUCCAAACCAUUAAUUUUGCCUAUGUCCCAGAACGCAAUCGGGUGCCAUUUGUGGCGACUGGAAGUCUUCUGUGGACAAUCUUUCUUGCCUACCUCAAUCAGUAUGAGCUGGAGGAGUUAAAGAAGAAGAAACAGAUGGCCAAAGAGAAGAAACUCAAGGAAGUCCAGGAGAAGCUUUCAAAUUAGUUCAAUUUUUUUUGCGAUUAAAAUUUAGUAAAAUUUACAAGUGACUUGAAAUAGGUAUAAGAUGAUAUUGUGAUGACAAAAUUCGGGAAGAACAUCUCUUAUCACCUUUGAGCUGUGAGAAAAUACAAAAGAGAAAAAAAAACAGUGAAUUCUUA